Messenger RNA from Linum tenue, 1819 nucleotides. NCBI's taxonomy places the organism in Eukaryota, Viridiplantae, Streptophyta, Magnoliopsida, Malpighiales, Linaceae. The record is from the annotation of a GenBank genome assembly.
UCAAUACUCGCCAUCGUUUCUUUCUUAACUGCUCUCGACUUGGUAUUUCUUCUAUUAACUUCAGGUAGAGAUCCUGGUAUAAUACCAAGGAAUUCUCACCCGCCAGAGCCAGAAGGUAACGAAGGGCUUGCACGACUAACCCCACCAUUCCGUUUGCCACGGACUAGAGAUGUUCUUGUCAAUGGAAUCGUUGUCAAAACCAAGUACUGUGAUACUUGCAUGCUUUACAGGCCACCUCGAUGCUCUCACUGCUCCAUAUGCAACAACUGUGUUCAGAGAUUCGACCAUCACUGCCCUUGGGUUGGCCAAUGCAUUGGAUUGCGAAACUAUCGGUUCUUCUACAUGUUUGUAUUCACUACAACUGUGCUCUGCUUGUAUGUACACGGGUUUAGCUGGGUGUACAUUAGACGGAUAGCAGACAGUGAACACAUAACAAUAUGGAAAGCCAUGACCAAAACCCCAGCCUCCAUUGCACUUGUAGUCUAUACCUUCAUUUCAGUAUGGUUUGUUGGUGGUCUCACUAUGUUCCAUACCUACCUCAUAAGCAAAAACCAGUCCACUUACGAGAAUUUUAGAUACCGGUACGAUGGUCUCCCAAACCCAUUUGACCGGGGUGUUGUUGAGAACUUCAAGGAGGUUUUCUUCUCAAGGAUUGCUCCAUCGAAGAACAACUUCAGGGCAAGAAUUCCUAAGGCAGUACAAGUGCCGCCUAGACUUGUAGGCACUGGGGCCAGUUUGGGCAAUGUGGAUAUGGAAAAGUCAUCCGGGGACCUAGACAGGGGGAUGAAGCCAGGAUGGGAUGUAUCUGAUAGAAGGGAUGAUUAUGAGGGACCUGGGAGAGGGGAUGGUAGUCUCGUAGACAACAAUGGUGGUGACUCGUACGGUGAUGAAGAUGAGGAUGCUUCUUCUUCUCCAGACUUCAGUCGGAUGCUUCCUGCACAAAGCAUGGAUGGGCGGAGCGUGUUACAUUCCAGAAGGUCUAGUUUGGGAAGGAGAAGCGGUAGCUUGGACUUACCGCCUGAUGUUCUUGCUUUCGCGGCAGCCACAGCUGGAGGUGAGGAACCACAGAAGCAGGUGGCCGGUGAAAGUGACCAUGACGGUAUGUUGACACCUGAGAUCCAACGGUCUCAGUCUCGAACGAAGGAGGAAGAGAGGAGAAAGUAGAUACUCAAUGGAGUAGGAUAAUGAAGCGGAAGGCAAGGUGAGAAAUGUACAAAACUGGCAAAGAGAGGAAAAUGAAAGAGCAGGCCAAGCAAACGAAGGAGCAAUGUGUUGAAAACUAUGUAACUAAGGGUUGGUUUUUUGUGCAGUCGUGUCGAACCACUGAUAAUUGUUAUUUGGGCCCCUUUCUUUCUCUUCUCCAUUAUUGUGGCAUUAUUCCAACACUUAUGGCUUGUAAGUAAUUUGCUUCCACUACGCCUUGGAUGCCUGGAAAAGGACUUAGGCACUUAUUGUGGGGGUUCCUUUAAUGGGAGAGAUUGUUCCUCGUCUUUGCCAUCACUGUGUGUAAGUAUUUGGUAUUUAAAAAGCUGCGAAAGCUGGCGGCUGGGGUUCUGUAAUACCAUGUAUUUGUACUUUAAUAACCUUUUGAAAACAGACAAGUGUAACUUGGAAGGGGUUUGGUUGAACAGAGUCGUGUUGCUGUUCUUGAAUCUUCUAAGGAAACAUCUGCCAUUGCCUGGGAAUCAUGGAUGAUUAUUGGUGAAUCAGGAUAGCCACAAUCACAAAUGAAACUUGUUUUCCAUCACAAUAAUAUUGUUGGGAUUUGUUUUUCGUUGAACUAUUGUCGGGAUUUGUCUCGCAAACUUGUGAUACUUAG